AUGAUGAUCUUGCAAGUCAGCAGGAACCCCUCACAACCAGGAAAGAUGGCCUCAAAAGAUCCAGUCGUCACGGCCCUCGAGCCGGCUCGCAAGAUCCUCCUCCAGCAGGUCCUCAACGAACAAGGCCCAGGUCUUAAGCUCAACGGCGAGUCUACGAUCCUCACAUGCAGCAGCCAGACAGCAGAAACAUUGGCAGAAUGGCUGUGGAAGAAUAAGUACGAUAUGCCACGAGGCAUUGUCGUCUCUGGUGAGACUGCUGAGCAUGAAUUAUCGCCGGAGCUGCAACGCGGUGCCAACAUUCAGGUCGUAUCCCAAGUUCAGGACGGCAGCUCAACGCACGCCUUCUCCCAUAUCGACAUCUACAGCCAACGCGGCACAUCCGAACUCUUAGCCGGAAUCCACCACGGCCUCGCCCCAAACGGCACAGCAAUCGUGACCUGCAUGAAGCGAAACCCAGUGGAAGUCAUCAUGAAGUCAGUCUUCUCAGCCACCGGCCGAAGGAACUCUGUAGGCGGGCGGGAAAGUGCCAUGGAGAAUGAGCUGAAAUCUCUGGCGAUGCAGGCCGGAUUUGAGAGCGAGCGGGUCAAGGUCUUGCAGGAGAAUGUUCUGGUGACGGGCCAGGCGUUGCAGAAGUUGAAGGAUGAUGUUGAGAGGACUUGUGAUGGAAUCAUGGGCCAAAGUGGGGAUUCGCAUAGUUGGGAGAGUACGCUGGAUAGUACGUGGAAUCGGGAGGUUGAGAAGGCGGGUGGGGUGUUGAUUGAGAGUUGGUUGUUGGUUGCUAAGAAGUGA
Messenger RNA from Fulvia fulva, 789 nucleotides. RefSeq lists its product as uncharacterized. The transcript has 2 exons. The coding region runs from base 1 to 789 and encodes 262 amino acids. NCBI's taxonomy places the organism in Eukaryota, Fungi, Ascomycota, Dothideomycetes, Mycosphaerellales, Mycosphaerellaceae. The record is from RefSeq and is a predicted model, not a curated record.